AAGCACCCAAAUUUCAAAUUAGAGAGCGGAGAAGAGAUGACAAGUUUUACUUUGGAAUAAAUCACAAGUUUUUAGGGAGUGUUUAAUAAUUUUUUACUUUUUGAUUCUUUUCUUGGUCAAUGUGAAAUGCAUUUGAUGCCUAAACCAAAGGCGGGGUUUCCUUCCCUUAUGAAUUCAUAGAAUUGAAGCUAAGCGCCCACUGUUGGACAACAACGAGCAUCAAUGGCAGUGGACGUUGCAGAAUUUCAAUGGAGAAAGUUCUUGAGCUCGCUUCGAGACGCCGAGUCGGAAUUAUCAGGUUCAAUUUCCAUCACCUACUUCAGAACAAUAAAAAAUCUCAUCUCUUCCUUCAAGUCGAUCAAAAAUCGGGCCAGAGAGAUAGAUAUAAUGCCCCGCAGUCCUUACGACUACUCUGAAAUCAUCGAUUUUCUCUACAAACUCAACGACGUUUUGGCCGAGUGCCGAAUCUUCGCAAAGGAAUGCAAGGAGCUCAACAAGAAGCUCUUACUCUUCAACCCUUUUGGAUUUUACUUCAUCCAGAAGAUGAAUAAUAGACUGGAUGGAUUGAGGAAGGAGCUGGAGAGUUUGGGGGACGCCCGGGGGCUGGACAAUGACGUCGGAGAUUGUUGGGCGGAGGAGGUGGAACCGCCACCUUGUCCAGUUGUUGAUGGGUUUGAUGAGCAGGUUGUUUAUGGGUUUGAUGAGCUGGCAGAAAAAGUUGAGGACUUGCUGUGUAGGGAGGGCUCUACCGGAAAUGGGUUUACGACAAUUGGGGUGGUGGGGAUUGCUGGUGUGGGUAAGACCACCCUGGUGCACAAGGUUUUGAAAAGGGAGAGAGUAAAGGGUAAGUUUAAUCCUAUAAUUUGGUUACCCUUUUCGGGUAUGAGGGAAGAGGAAGAACAGUUUAGUAGGUUUAGCUUUGAGACGUGCAUUCUCGAUCAUUUGGGCAAAACUCUGGAUGGGAGGAUUGUUGACCUUGGUAAGAUCUUGGAAAGGCUCAACCAACUGUUUUCUGGUAAGAGGUAUCUGAUUGUGUUGGAUGAUGUGCAGCGGCGCCACAUUAACAUUGAGGAUCGCUUAUGGCGCGGAUUGCCUAAGGGUAGCGGUGGUGCGGUCAUUGUCACUAGUAGGUUAACAGAAGUGGCUCGAAAGGUGGUGGAAAAAAGGGACUUGAUUUAUGUUGAGCCUUUGGACAAAGAAAUUUGCUGGAGCAUAUUUGAGGAGACUAUGGAGAAUAACAAAGAAGUUUUAAACAUUUCACUUCACAAAACUUUGAGUAAGAUUGAGAAUGAAAUUAAGGAUCAAUGUCAUGGCCUUCCAUUGGCUGCUAAGGCGCUUGCAGGAAUCAUUCCGGAGCAGAUUCGUGAGAUUGAGUCCAAACGUUUCUUGAAGCAGAUGUAUAUACCUGACGAAUUGCUUAAACAUGAUUUGGUUGGUGAACCUUCUGUCGAUAUACCAAGCUGCCCAGUUUUAGUGUUUGUUGAUAUAAAAGAUGAAAAACUUGGAGUACAACUCUAUAACGAAUUUUGCUACCGUCUUAAUAAAAAGCAGGUCUUUUCUGUGCUGGAAGAGGACUCUGAUUCUAAGGGACCAAUAAAGGUAGAGGAUCCUGAGAGCGUGCUAAAGGAGGUUUAUGGUGCUCUACAUAAGAGUAAAAAAUUUGAGUUUGCUGAUUAUAUUCAAAAGAGGAUGAGAAUUAUAAUUGUUGGUGGGGAUGACGUGGUUAACCGGAUUCUUGGAGUUAUUUGUGAUCUGAAAUUACCAGAGUCGCCCUCCAUUGUGCCGAUAUCACAUGGGACUGAAAAUAACAUCCCACUUUCGUUUGGAUGGAAGGUGCCUAAAGUUGAUCGUCAAUCAGUGACAUCAUUCCUGGAUCAAGUACAAGCGGCACAACAGAUAAAAACUGACAGCUGGCAUAUUCUCAUUAAGAUGAAAGCUAUUCAAAGUUCUACGGAUCUUAAAGAAAUACCACACUUUUUUCAUGUAUUUCGUCCUGUUCGCAAAGGGGCUACAGAAACUGAGGUUCACAAAGGGGAUACAGAAACUGAGGUUCACAAAGGGGAUACAGAAACUGAGGUUCACAAAGGGGAUACAGAAACUGAGGUUCACAAAGGGGCUACUGAAACUGAGGUUCACAAAGGGGCGAGAGAAACUGAGGUUCACAAAGGGGAUACAGAGACUGAGGUUCACAAAGGGGACACAGAAACUGAGGUUCACAAAGGGGAUACAGAAACUGCGGUUCACAAAGGGGCUACUGAAACUGAGGUUCACAAAGGGGCGAGAGAAACUGAGGUUCACAAAGGGGAUACAGAAACUGAGGUUGACGAAGGGGAUACAGAAACAAAGGUUCACAAAGGGGCGACAGAAACUGAGGUUCACAAAGGGGCUACAGAAACUGAGGUUCAUAAAGGGGCUACAGAAACUAAGGUUCACAAGGGGGCUACGGAAACUGAGGAUAAUCUGGAAUUAUCAGGAGGAUUCUGGAGCUAUUUCAGCUUGGGAGUUGAUGCUCCAAGAUCGUGCGGAGGUUACUGGUCUACUGCAAGGUCCUUAAAAUCACUUGUAAACGUAGAGGUUAUAAGGCAUGGUCGUUUGGAACCACUUAAAAUUCCUAGCGGAAUCAAGUCAAUUGAUUGUCUUAACUUGCCAAGCAAUCUUGGGGGAUCAUCCAAUAUGAACAAAGAUCGAAAAAACAUGAAGCCGUCUGUCAUAAAUGAUGGACAGCUUGAAAUUGUCGGUUUGAAAGAAGUUUUGCUGGCUCAGAACGAACGAAUUUAUCUUGAUCAGGUACAAGAAAUUCGUUUUGAGUUUAAGGGUGCUGCAGAAUCUGUAAAGAUGAGGAUUGAUGGAUCACCAUUGAAACAACUACCACCUGGGAUUAUAGAUAUUAAAAUCUCUAGACACUCUCAAGUCAACAUUCUUGGCAACGGAGAUUGCGCGGCAAAAAGAGGUUUCCCUGACUCAUCGGAACCCCGUGCUUCUGGAACCGAUGAUAGUAGCAAUGCGAAAGAUAAGUCAACUGAGGAAAGUAGCAAUGCGAAAGAUAAGUCAACUGAGGCAAGUAGCAGUGCGAAAGAUAAGUCAACUGAGGAAAGUAGCAGUGCGAAAGAUAAGUCAACUGAGGCAAGUAGCAAUGCUCAAGAUAGCUAUAAAGGACGUAAGAAGUUUGGUUCAGCGGACACUUUCAAAUACUCUGAAACCGAGGAUAAUAGCAAUGCGAAAGAUAAGUCAACUGAGGAAAGUAGCAAUGCUCAAGAUAGCUCCAAAGCACAUAAGAAGUUUGGUUCCGCAGGCACUUUCAAAAUGCCGUAAUCCUACAGCCAUCACUCCCUGUAUUUUACUUGCCCUUCCCCCUGAAAUUACAUUGUUCUCUUACACAUUUCACCAUAUUAUAUCAAACAACUUUGCCGCAUGAAUUUCAUCUAAUUCGUCGUUGUAAAUAGUUUGGAUAUUGCCAUAACUCAUGAACUUGUAUCGAAUUUUAAGUGGAGAACAAAAGCAAUGUGUAGCAAGAGGACUUUCUUCUACUUGUUUGUCA
Messenger RNA from Malus domestica (apple), 3538 nucleotides. RefSeq lists its product as uncharacterized. Gene Ontology annotation, molecular function: ATP hydrolysis activity; ADP binding; ATP-dependent diacylglycerol kinase activity. The record is from RefSeq and is a predicted model, not a curated record. Lineage: Eukaryota; Viridiplantae; Streptophyta; Magnoliopsida; Rosales; Rosaceae.